UCGUGCUCGUUACCACUCGUAACUGUUCAAUUCCUUGGAGCGGAAUUCAAUGACAGCAGUAGUAGUCGUAGUAGUCGUCGGUCGUAAUCGUCGUAACGAAGUAAUUGUUGUUAUCUUUGUUAUCGCCGUAGUGUAGGCAUGGUGGACGUGCGAAAGGUAAUAUAUGCUUGUCAUUACCCUCGACAGUUAUUUGUUAUCAGUGAAGAUGCGGAUGUAAAGUUGUGUUAACCUUUGUCGUAAAAUGUGGGUAUUAAGAAGUUCUAGAGGGGCGCUGUACUAUUUGCUUGUGGGAAAAAGCCAUCUAGUAAGUCGUAGGGAUGGAGAUUUGACACUAGCAGAUGACCAGUCUAUUAGUCGUCGACAUGCUGUCAUCACUGUUGAACACAGCAUUAAGGACUUGGGAAACCCCAGUAAACUACCAGUUGUUUCACUUACGGAUACAAGCUCAAAAUAUGGCACAUUUAUUAAUGAUGGAAUUGAGGCUUCAAGCAGAUUGGCUAAAGACUGUACAGAGAUUCUUAGCAAUGGUGAUCGUAUCCGAUUUGGCGUACAGUGGAAUGAGUGGAGGUUGGAAUACAUCCCGCUGGUUAUUACGGCUUCCACCCUCACUCCUGACGAGAAGAAGAACCUUAAGCAACAGAUAAUGAUGCUUGGUGGACACAUAGUGAGCAGUUGGCAAGAUAUGGUCACUCACGUAACCAUGUGCAACUUGACUCUGACUGUCAAGGUAGUCUGUGCUCUUGCAAAUGGGAAACCCAUUGUUACACCGAAGUACUGGGCUGAUUACAUUACUUCUCUGUCAACUAAGCAACCAGUUCCAGACUGCAGGAACUACAUUCCUGCUCUGGCUGAAACAACACUCAAUAUGAACGAGGUGUCAUUUGAUGUCAAUGAAAACAGGAAGAAACUGUUUGCAGGAAAGCAUUUUGUGUUUGUCUGUACACAGCAAUAUAAUGCUUAUUCUUGCAUGGUGACUGCUGCAGGUGGAAAAGCUGAUAUUCUGGAGCAGAAUGGAAUGACCUAUGCAGACCUGGUACAACCAAAUACAAUUGUAAUGCAAUAUGCUUUUAACAAACCAUCCCAAGAGACACAAGUGCCUCAGUCAUUUCAAGAAGUGACAAAAUAUUUAAAAUCAAGGGGUAAGCGAGUGAUUCCUGAAAGUGAAAUAGGCCUUGCUAUUCUACAUUGCUCCGUUGACAGACAUUGUAACCCAGAUUACAGAGUUGCUUCAGUGUUGAUACCCAAAGGGACUAGAAACAUUAGUCACCCUGAAGUUGUUUUGGCUUUGGAUACACAAGACUCAGAAUCAGAGAGUAUAAAGAGAAUUAGAGAAGCAGCAAAAGAUACAGUUAUCCCAGAGAGUGGGACUGUGCUAAAACUCUCAGGUUCCGUUGUCACUUCAACUCCAAAACAUGUGAUGAAUGACAGGGAAAGUAUGGAGAGUAAGACUGUAAAUGUCAGAAUUCCAGGCAGAACUGUGGAGAAAGAAAGGCUGCCAGUGCAUGACAAGACGGAUGCUUCUUAUGUUUCACAAAAAAGGUUCAGAAGUUUGGAAGAUGAUGGCUUCCUCAGAAAGAAGGCUGCUGCUACUGCCAUUGAACAGUCCCAUGUAAUAAUAAAAUUGGAACCUGAUGCGAAAAAUGGUAGCGAUGAUGAAGAUUUGUUUGAGUUUCCGUCUGAUAAGAAAGCCAGGCUGGCAGCUUGUGAACCAGCAAAUGAAGAUGAAGACAUUUUCGCUUUUGCUGAUGACGUAAAACCCAAACCACUCCAGUUACAUGCACAGAAAGAUCAACCUGUAGAGUCAUCUGAGCUGCCAAAGAAAAGAAAGCUUCAGAAUGGAGACACUACAUUUGAGCUGAAUUCUUUCAGUAAGAGACGCGUCCUAGAGAAGGAUGUUUGCCAUCAGCAGAUCACAGAAUCUUAUAAGGAUGAACCCAUGGAACACAGUGUUUCUCCUUCCGGUUUCCUUACUGUUGUUCAAGAUACCAAGGAGAAUGCAGCAUUGGACAAGUCCAUAAUGAAUCUUCCUGACGGCCUGAAGACUAUGACUGUGGUUGAAGUUGAAGAUUUAGUUUCUCGAAAUAUCGCAGUCAUCGGACCUCAUGCUGUAGAGCCCAGAUAUGUUGGCACUAACUUCAAGAAGUUCAGAAAGGUCCAAGCAGUUAACCACUGGCCUGUGGUUAGAAGUGAGGACUUGAUUCCAUUUGAAGUUGAUACUAAAACUCUCUGUAAAUGGCUUAAUGAAACACAUAAUGGAACUGAAAUGAAAAAUAAUGGUGAUAAAAUGGAAGAUAACGAUGAUGAUUGGGCUUUCUUAGGGCCUUCACAGACUAAUAAGAAAAAAACUCAAGCUAGACACAAAUGAAUUUUAAUUUUACUGUUAUAUUUGAGGAUGCUUAUAAAAUAUCUGGAAAGUACAGUAAUAAAUUUAAAAAUAAUUUUUAAACAUGAGAAAAUGUAAUUUAAGAUUUUAGUAUCCAGAAGAAAAAAAUUGGGCUGAUAGCACUAUAUACCGGUGUUGUUUAUUGUCGCUGUAAGAACUUAGUUGCAAACUGAACAUCUUAUUUGUACAUCAGCUGAACCAGCACAACUGCAAGAUAUACACAGACUUACCAACUUACCAAUAGAGGUGUGAGUGAUGACAGACACUAAUAAGAAAUAGAGUGUGAGAGUGUGAGUAUUAGCUGGAUUUGGCCGGCUCAGGGUAGGGAUCAGUAGUGGGCUCUUUCUGGAUACAGUAAUGAACCUUCUAGUUCCAUAAAAAAGUGGACAUAUAUUUGGGCAGCUGAAUAUCAGUUUCUCAUAAGGACCCUGCUUCCAGGAGUGAGAUAAAGACACUUUGUAUGAUAACUUACAGUUAGGUAGAGGUAUGUUUUCUUCCUACUUUA
Cryptotermes secundus is the source of this 2888-nucleotide messenger RNA. RefSeq names its product nibrin. The transcript is spliced from 10 exons. Gene Ontology annotation, biological process: mitotic G2 DNA damage checkpoint signaling; double-strand break repair via homologous recombination. The coding region runs from base 242 to 2365 and encodes 707 amino acids. NCBI's taxonomy places the organism in Eukaryota, Metazoa, Arthropoda, Insecta, Blattodea, Kalotermitidae. Gene Ontology annotation, cellular component: Mre11 complex. Gene Ontology annotation, molecular function: protein binding; damaged DNA binding. The record is from RefSeq and is a predicted model, not a curated record.